This is a messenger RNA of Mucor velutinosus, 246 nucleotides long. Its product is annotated as DNA topoisomerase 2-associated protein pat1. NCBI's taxonomy places the organism in Eukaryota, Fungi, Mucoromycota, Mucoromycetes, Mucorales, Mucoraceae. Gene Ontology annotation, molecular function: GTPase activity; GTP binding. The record is from RefSeq and is a predicted model, not a curated record. The coding region runs from base 1 to 246 and encodes 81 amino acids. Gene Ontology annotation, cellular component: plasma membrane; endosome. The transcript is spliced from 2 exons. Gene Ontology annotation, biological process: regulation of exocytosis; protein secretion; protein localization to plasma membrane.
AUGACAACAGCAAAGAGUGCUUCCUAUGAUUAUUUGAUCAAACUUUUGUUGAUUGGGGAUUCCGGUGUUGGUAAAAGUUGCUUACUGCUACGUUUCUCGGAUGACUCUUUUACUCCAUCCUUUAUUACAACCAUUGGCAUUGAUUUCAAGAUUCGUACGAUUGAGCUUGAUGGAAAGAGAAUCAAGCUCCAGAUUUGGGAUACGGCUGGACAAGAGAGAUUCCGCACAAUUACUACAGGCAAGUAG